AUUCAAAUGUAUAUAAUGCCUCACUCUCUUUUUCUCUCUUCUUUCCUUCCGUCUACUUUCUCUUUAUAUGCAUAAAUGAAUCAACAGUCACACAAUCCCCUCUCUUUUCUAAAAGGUAGCAAUGCCUCUAGUACGUCUCUUGAAAGGUCUUCCAGUACACGCUCACGCUCCGGUAGUUUAUUUCGUGCUAUCGCUUUACACACCUCACCUUCUUUAUCACCACAACCACCACUUCCUUCCUCUUCCUCUUCUGCCUUUUCUGUAUCUAUGACAAGAACAAACACCAGUUCUUCCACCAUCCAUAGUACUGAAAAUGAUGCAUCUCAACCAAUUUCUUGUAACCCAGAAGACUUUGAAUUUAAAGAUCCUAUUGGGUAUGGUUCGUCAGCUGUUGUUUAUCAUGCCACUUUUAUACCAAAGAAUAUGAGAGUGGCUAUUAAAGUGAUUGAUCUGGAUUGGUUUGAACGUAAUCAGAUCGAUGAAUUAAGACGUGAAACUGCAUUAAUGGCAUUAUCCAAGCAUCCUAAUGUUCUGAAAGUUUAUGGGUCAUUUGUAAAUGGCUCAAAAUUACAUAUCGUCACCCCAUAUCUAUCAGGAGGCUCUUGUCUGGAUAUUAUGAAGAGUGGAUUUCCUGAUGGUUUUGAAGAAACUGCGAUUGCAACCAUUCUUAAGCAAGCAUUAGAAGGCUUAGUUUAUCUUCACAAGAACGGCCAUAUCCAUCGCGAUGUAAAAGCAGGCAAUUUGCUAGUGGACGAUCAAGGUACGGUCCUUUUAGGUGAUUUUGGUGUCUCAAGUUCCCUGACUGAAAAUAACGAGGUCCGAAAAACGUUUGUGGGUACUCCUUGUUGGAUGGCACCUGAAGUCAUGGAACAAUCAGGUUAUGACUUUAAGGCAGACAUUUGGAGUUUUGGUAUUACUGCGCUUGAGUUAGCUACAGGUUACGCUCCAUUUGCUAAAUUCCCUCCAAUGAAAGUUUUAAUGAUGACAUUGAAUCAGGCGCCGCCUACUUUGGACAGAGAGCAUGCAAAAAGAAAAUAUACCCGUACAUUUAAAGAGAUGAUAGAUAUGUGUCUGAAUAAAAAUCCAAGCAAAAGACCUUCUGCAGAGAAACUCCUUGCUCAUCCAUUUUUUGCUCAAGCAAAAAAGAAAGAGUAUCUUGUCAAGGCAUUGCUGUCUUCCGUCCCCCCUCUUGAUCAAAGAGUACACAAGAAAGUCAACCAUAAACAAGCAGUCGUUGAAAACACAGCACAAUGGGACUUUGAAGAUCAACAGAGUACUUUGACGCAACAACAAAAUGACCAAGAGAUUGUGUCUUUAAGUAAUCAAAAAGUCAACAUGGUAGACAAACCAACACAUCUCUAUGCACGAAAUAACAAUACAGAAGGAUUGCUUAGACAACAACAUAUUACUUUUAGCGAUGAUCUACCUUCGCCUGCUGCUUCUGAACCAGAAAUCACUUCACCUAUGCCUAUUCGUAAGACAAGAUUUGUAAUUGAAGAGCAUACUUCGAUAAGCCCUCCAGACAACCUACCUGCCUCGCAACGGUAUUCUUCUGCUAGUCCGCCUCCUUAUGAUGUUGUACCAUCUUUUGCAAGCACGCCCAUGACACCGAUUACAUCCUCAUCAUCCUAUCAAUCAUCUAAACCAUUCAUGGACAAUAAUUGGCAAAGCUCUCUUGUUAUGGGCCUUGGUAUCGCUUCUAAUAAGGCGGAAAAUGUCGAAGUUCGUAAAGGACGAUUUAGUGUGAACCAAAGUAACUCCCUUUCUCGAAAAAAUAGCACUAGUGUAACAGAUGCUGCAAAGUUGGAACAGAUUCCCAUUCAAACACCUCCUCCUAUCCCGUCAUCCGAAUCAUACUCCUCUUCUGAUUUGCGCUGUGUUUCUAUGUCGCGUGAAACAAGCAAUGACAGCUUGAAAGAACGAAAAUCAAGGUUUGAAGUAACAAGUGGUUCUCCAAACAAUCAGAAUCCUUUUGAAAAUCAACAUAUAAACAGACCUGAAUUACUUCCUUUGACACGAGAAUCAUCUUUUCGUCACCAGCGCACCUUGUCCCGCGAAUCUUUUGCUUCAAGUAAGAUUGGUAGAUUCUCUAUUGAAAAAGAAGACAACAGUACAUCGCAAACAGAAGGCGUACAUCCUUUUGAUGGAGCUAUUUCAGCCUCAACCGAUUAUCGUAAAAAGGGACGCUUCGAACUUACAGGUGGUACUGUUUCUAGCGAGAAAUUCGAAUCGCCUCAAGCAACGUUGAGUAGCUCUUCACAAGCCUCUUCGUCUAUUGCGACACCAGGAGCUACAGAACAUAAUCAUCAGCGGAGGUCGUUUUAUUUUGAACAGCAACCCAUAUCUAGCACAUUAUCUCUGUAUGGUCAAAUUGACUAUCUCUUACAACAAAACGAAUUACAAAAGCAGAUGUUGCAUGAGGUUUUGUAUGAACUCCCAUCAAAUCAACAACAUAUACCCAGCGUAUCCUCGGGAAGACGCCGCUCGUCUACUGCAGACUUCCGUAAACAUUCAAACCAUGCUAUUGAUUCUAGUCAUCUCUUGUAUCAACCUUCUUCAAAUGAAAACUCAAGGUAAACAUAGUGGUUGAGUAAUUGUUCUUUGACAUUUACACAAUUUGAUUUUGUUUUAGAUCAUCACCUUUAGUAAAGAACGAUAUUACAGCAACACUGGUAAGCGAAUACACUUGCAUAAUUAUAUAUAUAAUGUACUUAUAAAGCUUGUAACAGAAUCGUCUUCAACAACUACUUUUGUCUUCCUAUAAAGAAAAAGAUCGGUUAAUCAAAGAAAAUGAUGCUUUGAAACGCGAAGUAGAGUUUUUGAAAAGGAAGCAACAGACACCCGCUACUGUAGAUGUUUGAGAACACUUGUUCUAUAUUUAAUCCCUUUUGCUGUUAUGUAUUAUACAUGAUAACUCAAUGAAAAAAAAAAGGCUAAUAUGUAAACCAGGAUUUGUUUUGCAUUACAUACCAAAAAAGCAACUAAAAAGAAUAUGUAAAUAUGUAAUUUGAAAAUAAAAAAACCCUCCACAUACGAAA
This is a messenger RNA of Gilbertella persicaria, 3038 nucleotides long. RefSeq names its product kinase-like domain-containing protein. NCBI's taxonomy places the organism in Eukaryota, Fungi, Mucoromycota, Mucoromycetes, Mucorales, Choanephoraceae. The record is from RefSeq and is a predicted model, not a curated record. Gene Ontology annotation, molecular function: protein kinase activity; ATP binding; protein serine/threonine kinase activator activity. Gene Ontology annotation, biological process: protein phosphorylation. The transcript is spliced from 8 exons. Bases 76 to 2577 code for a protein of 833 amino acids.